Messenger RNA from Xiphias gladius (swordfish), 6682 nucleotides. Its product is annotated as plexin-A1-like. The transcript is spliced from 32 exons. The record is from RefSeq and is a predicted model, not a curated record. The coding region runs from base 459 to 6152 and encodes 1897 amino acids. Gene Ontology annotation, molecular function: protein binding; semaphorin receptor activity. Lineage: Eukaryota; Metazoa; Chordata; Actinopteri; Istiophoriformes; Xiphiidae. Gene Ontology annotation, cellular component: semaphorin receptor complex. Gene Ontology annotation, biological process: regulation of cell migration; negative regulation of cell adhesion; semaphorin-plexin signaling pathway involved in axon guidance.
CUCCAUUCACACGCAGGGAGCUGUCGGACAGAGAGAGAGAAAGAGAAAGAGAAAUAGAGAGAGAGAGAGAGAGAGAGAGAGCGAGAGCACCUCCACUCCGUGACCAGAGUGGAAAUGUCCCCAAGUUUUGGAAUUUAAAACCAUGGCGAGGAUAUCGAGCCUCAGGAUCACAUGAAUCUGGCUCCCACCUUGCGCCUCUCUGGAUGUUGUUCCUGAUUACUGCUUGCAACUCUGAGAACAGGACAGCGUAUCAAUAGGAGUUUUGUUUCCCCUUUCCCUUAUCCUUGUCUCUCUCCCUCAAACUGUCCUCCCUUAGUCCUUGACAGUGAAGUAGAAAAGAAAGAAAAUCCUGACUUGGGACUUGGUACCAGAGUUUGUACUCCUCCUCCUCCUCCUCUUCCUCCUCCUCUCUUUCUCCUUCCCCAUCCCCCUAAGCAUUGCCUCUAGACAGCCCAGAUAUGUGUCCCCUUGCUCGGUCAGUGGCUUCCCCUGGCCCGGGGAACUUGUUUCUCCUUUUGGGGCUUUUACUUACCAUGAGCUCAUCCUUCUCUGGAGGCCAACCCCCGCCCUUCAAACGAUUUGCCCCUGCUGAGUGGGGGCUCACACAUCUGGCCAUACACAACAAAACUGGAGAGGUCUAUGUGGGAGCUGUCAACUGGAUUUUCAAGCUGUCUAGCAACCUGACCAAACUCCGCAGCCACAUGACUGGCCCAGUGGUGGACAAUGAGAAGUGCUACCCUCCGCCCAGUGUCCAGUCAUGCCCUCAUGACUUGGCCCAGACCCCCAAUGUGAAUAAACUUCUUCUCAUAGACUACGCACAGAACCGCCUCAUUGCCUGUGGCAGCACCUCACAGGGCAUCUGCCAGUUCCUACGUCUGGAUGACCUCUUUAAACUUGGUGAGCCCCACCACCGCAAGGAGCAUUACCUCUCCAGUGUGGCAGAGUCGGGUACCAUGUCUGGGGUGAUCAUAAGCUCCCCCAACAGUCCUACCAGCAAGCUGUUUAUUGGAACCCCCAUUGAUGGCAAGUCUGAAUACUUUCCAACCCUGUCCAGCCGCAAGCUAAUGGAGAAUGAAGAAAAUGCUGACAUGUUCAGCUUUGUCUAUCAGGAUGAGUUUGUCUCCUCUCAGCUGAAGAUACCCUCGGACACUCUGUCCAAGUUCCCUGCUUUCGACAUCUAUUAUGUGUACAGCUUCAGCAGUGAGCAGUUUGUCUAUUAUCUAACGAUGCAGCUGGACACCCAACUGACUUCCCCGGAUGCCAGCGGAGAGCAGUUCUUCACUUCCAAAAUCGUCCGCCUCUGCGUGGACGACCCAAAAUUUUAUUCUUACGUUGAGUUUCCCAUUGGCUGCACUAAAGAUGGGGUAGAAUACCGCCUGGUACAGGAUGCCUUCUUGGCUCGGCCAGGCCGGCAGCUCGCCAACUCUCUGGGGAUCUCUGAGAAUGAAGACAUCCUCUUCACAGUCUUUUCUCAGGGUCAGAAAAAUCGGGCCAAACCACCCAAAGAGUCAGCAUUGUGCCUGUUCACCCUGAGGAGGAUAAAGGAGAAGAUCAAAGAGAGGAUUCAGUCCUGCUACAAGGGAGAUGGGAAACUCUCCUUACCCUGGCUACUCAACAAGGAGCUUGCCUGCAUCAACUCGCCGCUGCAGAUAGAUGAUAACUUCUGUGGCCAGGACUUCAACCAGCCUCUGGGGGGAACCAGCACCAUUGAGGGCACCCCCCUCUUCAUUGACAAAGACGAUGGGAUGACCUCAGUGGCUGCGUACGACUAUCGCGGCAACACUGUGGCUUUUGUCGGCACACGCAAUGGCAAACUAAAGAAGAUCCUGGUGAAUUCUGUGAGUCCAAACCGACCAGCAGUGCUGUAUGAGAAGGUGACCGUAAGUGAGGGAGGAAGUCCCUUACUGAGAGACAUGCUGUUCAGCCCGGACCAGCAGUACAUCUACACAUUGACUGAUAGACAGGUGGGGAGAGUUCCAGUGGAGAGCUGCGAGCAGUACACCACUUGUGGGGAGUGUUUGGGCUCCAGAGACCCUCACUGUGGAUGGUGUGUCCUCCACAAUGUUUGUUCACGUAAGGACCGUUGUGAACGAGCAGGAGAGCCCCAGAGGUUUGCCUCUGACCAGAGGCAGUGUGUGGAGCUCACUGUUCAGCCAAGAAACAUCUCUGUCACCAUGUCUGAAGUCCAGCUGGUCCUCCAGGCUCAUAACGUGCCCGAUCUGUCAGCAGGGGUCAACUGCUCCUUCGAGGACUACGUGGAGACGGAGGGACGAAUCCAGGGUGGACACAUCUUCUGCCUCUCUCCCUCCGUCCGGGAUGUCAUCCCAAUCACAAGGAACAAAGGUGACAAGCGGGUGGUGAAGCUUUAUCUGAAAUCCAAGGAGACAGGCAAGAAGUUUGCCAGUGUGGACUUUGUCUUCUACAAUUGCAGCGUCCACCAAUCCUGCCUUUCCUGUGUGAAUGGCUCCUUCCCAUGCCACUGGUGCAAGUAUCGCCACAUGUGCACCCAGAAUGCCAAUGACUGCUCUUUCCAGGAGGGACGUGUCAACAUCUCUGAGGACUGUCCCCAGAUCCUUCCCUCAACCCAGAUCUACAUCCCCGUUGGAGUGACCAAGCCAAUCACCUUAGCAGCCAAGAACCUGCCCCAGCCCCAGUCAGGACAGAGGAAUUACGAGUGCGUCUUCCACAUCCAGGGGGAGACUCACAGUGUCCCUGCCCUGCGUUUCAACAGCACCUCCAUCCAGUGCCAGAAAACAGCGUAUACCUAUGAGGGAAAUGACAUCAGUGACCUGCCAGUGGACCUCUCUGUGGUUUGGAAUGGAAACUUUGUCAUUGACAACCCGUACAACAUCAAAGCCCACCUGUAUAAGUGCUAUGCACUAAGGGACAGCUGUGGGAUGUGUCUAAAGGCAAACCCCAGGUUUGAGUGCGGCUGGUGCGUACAGGAGAAGAAGUGCUCCCUAAGGCAGGAGUGUACUCCUCCAGAGAGCACUUGGAUGCACGCAACCACAGGAAACAGCCGCUGUGCGCACCCCAAGAUCACCAAGUUAUAUCCAGAGACAGGGCCCAGACAGGGCGGGACCAUGCUGACCAUCACAGGCGAGAACCUGGGUCUGCAGUUCAAAGACAUCCAGAAUGGAGUCCGAAUCGGCAAGGUGACCUGCAACCCUCAGGAGGACCAAUACAUCAGCGCCGAGCAGAUUGUGUGUCGGCUUAAUGAUGCAACGGGUUACAGGGUACAGGAGGCUCAAGUGGAGGUGUGUGUGAGGGACUGCAUUCACCCUGACUACAAAGCAGUCUCAACCAAAGCCUUCACCUUUGUGUCUCCGUACUUUAACUCUGUCCAUCCUUCAACUGGCCCGCUGUCUGGAGGGACGAGGAUCACCAUUGAAGGCAGUAAUCUCAAUGCAGGCAGUGCCGUAUCUGUGAAGAUAGGACUUCACCCCUGCCGCUUCGAAAGGCGGAGUGGCAAUGAGAUAGUAUGUGUGACCCCGGCAGGACAAGCCCCAGGAACCACCCCAGUCAUGGUGGACAUUAACUCUGCUGAGCUGAGGAACCCAGAUGUCAAGUUCAACUACACAGACGAUCCUACCAUCCUCAAGAUUGAGCCUGACUGGAGUAUCGCCAGUGGCGGAACCAUGUUGACAAUUACUGGGACCAAUCUGGCGACCAUCAAGGAGCCUAAAAUGAGAGCCAAGUAUGGAUCUGCCAAGUCAGAAAAUAACUGUACGGUUGUGAACAACACCGUGAUGGUGUGUCUGGCGCCCUCUGUGGCUGGGUCUGACAAAGGCUUCUCAGAGGCUGGCAGCAGUCCUGAUGAGAUCGGCUUUGUCAUGGAUGACGUGCGCUCUGUAAUGGUGGUAAACGAGACUUUCAGCUACCACCCGGACCCUGUGUUCGAACCUCUGAGCCCCACAGGCAUGCUGGAGCUGAAGCCUAGCUCACCGCUCAUACUCAAGGGCCGAAACCUAAUUCCUGCAGCCCCAGGAAACGCUAAGCUGAACUACACGGUGCUGAUUGGGGAGACACCCUGCAUUCUCACCCUGUCUGAGAGCCAGCUGCUGUGUGAAUGGCCUAACCUAACCGGAGAACACAAAGUCACCGUGCGUGUUGGAGGCUUUGAAUAUUCACCAGGGACCUUGCAGAUCUACUCAGACAGCCUGCUCACCCUGCCUGCCAUCAUCGGUAUCGGAGGAGGUGGUGGCCUGCUCCUGCUGGUUAUAAUUGUGGUGCUGAUUGCUUAUAAGAGGAAGUCACGGGAUGCCGACCGCACCCUCAAGCGUCUUCAACUGCAGAUGGACAACCUGGAGUCCAGGGUGGCUCUUGAGUGCAAAGAAGCCUUUGCAGAACUGCAGACGGACAUCCAUGAACUCACCCAGGAGCUGGAUGGGGCAGGAAUCCCUUUUCUGGACUACCGCACCUAUGCCAUGAGGGUCCUCUUUCCUGGGAUUGAGGACCAUCCUGUGCUCAAGGAGAUGGAGGUACGGGUCCCUGCUAACGUGGAGAAGGCCCUGACGUUGUUCGGCCAGCUGCUGACCAAAAAGCACUUCCUGCUAACCUUCAUUCGCACCCUAGAGGCACAGCGGUCCUUUUCCAUGCGAGACCGAGGCAAUGUGGCCUCCCUCAUCAUGACAGCGCUGCAGGGAGAGAUGGAGUACGCCACGGGUGUCCUCAAACAGCUCCUGUCUGACCUCAUCGACAAAAACCUUGAGAGCAAGAACCACCCCAAGCUCUUACUCAGGAGGACGGAGUCAGUUGCUGAGAAGAUGCUCACCAACUGGUUCACCUUCUUGCUUUACAAGUUCCUCAAGGAGUGUGCCGGUGAGCCUCUCUUCAUGCUGUACUGUGCUAUGAAGCAGCAAAUGGAAAAAGGACCAAUAGACGCGAUCACAGGAGAGGCCCGCUACUCCCUCAGCGAGGACAAACUCAUCAGACAGCAGAUUGACUACAAGACUUUGACGCUGCACUGUGUUAACCCAGAGAAUGAAAAUGCUCCGGAGGUGACAGUGAAGAGUCUGAACUGUGACACAGUGACGCAGGUGAAAGAGAAGCUGCUGGAUGCUGUGUACAAGGGAACGCCAUACUCCCAGAGACCAAAGGCCUCAGAUAUGGACCUGGAAUGGCGACAGGGCAGGAUGGCUCGCAUCAUCCUUCAGGACGAGGAUGUCACCACUAAGAUCGACAAUGACUGGAAGAGACUCAACACACUGGCUCACUACCAGGUGACAGAUGGCUCAGUGAUUGCCCUGGUGCCUAAACAGAACUCAGCCUACAACAUCUCCAACUCCUCCACGUUCACCAAGUCCCUCAGCAGAUAUGGUACGAGAGAAGAGAGCAUGCUGAGAACAGCCAGCAGUCCAGACAGCUUGCGCUCCCGAACUCCCAUGAUCACUCCCGACCUCGAGAGCGGCACCAAAUUGUGGCACCUGGUCAAGAACCAUGACCACUCGGAUCAGAGGGAAGGGGACAGAGGGAGCAAGAUGGUCUCUGAGAUCUACCUGACCAGACUGCUGGCCACCAAGGGUACGCUCCAGAAGUUUGUGGAUGACCUGUUUGAGACCAUCUUCAGCACAGCACACAGAGGCAGUGCCCUGCCUCUCGCCAUCAAAUACAUGUUUGACUUCUUGGAUGAGCAGGCAGACAAGCACUCCAUAUCAGACUCUGAUGUACGGCACACUUGGAAGAGCAACUGUCUUCCAUUGCGGUUCUGGGUGAAUGUGAUCAAGAACCCGCAGUUUGUCUUUGACAUCCACAAGAACAGCAUUACAGAUGCCUGCUUGUCUGUGGUGGCUCAGACCUUCAUGGACUCGUGUUCAACAUCUGAGCAUAAACUUGGGAAGGACUCGCCUUCGAACAAGCUGCUCUACGCUAAAGACAUCCCCAACUAUAAGAACUGGGUAGAAAGGUACUAUUCUGACAUCUCGAGGAUGCCAGCCAUCAGCGACCAGGACAUGAGUGCCUACCUGGCGGAGCAGUCACGCCUGCACGCCAACCAGUUCAACAGCAUGUCGGCCCUACAUGAGAUCUACUCCUACAUCGUCAAGUACAAGGAUGAGAUCUUGUCGGCUUUGGAGCGGGAUGAGCAAGCGAGGAGACAGAGACUGAGGAGCAAGCUGGAGCAGGUCAUCGACACAAUGGCCCUGAACAGCUGAGGCCCAUCCAGCGCCUCCGUCUACUCCUUCUCUUCACUCCUUGUCUCCGUCUGUCUCUCUCCCUCGCUCCUCUCACCCAGAAAACAAACAAAACUCCAACCCCCAACAGUACAACAGACGAACUGCAAAAGGACUGAAGCAGUAUACUGCAAACGGAGGGGGUUCGGCAGAGAUGGGCGGGCCUGUGUACGCUUACAUGUGUAUGUGUGUGUUUGUCUGCAGCCCCAUACAGUGUGUGGGCACAUGUCUGUGUGAGAGACUGGGACACCGGACAUUUUCACACAUGCAUACGUGGAGAAACAUGUCAACUGACAGCAUUUGAUUAUUGUGGAUGUUGGUGUUUGUGGUUUGCUUGAUUUUGAUUUCAGGAGUUUUCUCGUGAUGAAGCAAUGGUCAGGAAAGAAACAGUGGAAGCCUGAAAAGGAACUCCAUAUAUGGCAUCAUCUUUAGCAGGAUGGACCAAUUUGUGAUGAGCCAAUGGAGAAAGGCUCUCUAGGUCAUGUGACUCCAAUGGGUGUCACAGUUUUAAA